AGGAGGAGGCCUGCAGUCCUCAGAAGUUGAGCAAACAUCUCUCCGCUCCAUCCCAAUUCUGUUGGGACUUCGGGGCCUACCCUGUCCGGACCCGGGAGCUGGGAGGCGGCGAGACCGGUCUGCGCCCCCGAGAGGACGAGGUAAAGAAACACUUUGUGUCAUCCAGGUCUUCUCACCUACCAUCUUUUCACCAUCUGUCACCAGGUUUCAAGAUGCUGCGAGUACGUAGGACCGAGCUGUGCAGGUUGGGGCUCGGCCUCUCCAGGGGGCUUCACCAACAGCCUGUGAUGGCCCUGAGGCGGGAGGACGUGAACGCCUGGGAGAGGAGGGCCCCUCUGGCCCCCAGGCACAUCAAGGGGAUCACCAACCUGGGAUACAAGGUCUUAAUACAGCCUUCCAAUCGGCGGGCCAUUCAUGAUAAGGAAUAUGUCAAAGCUGGUGGCAUUCUUCAGGAGGAUAUUUCUGAAGCCUGUCUAAUUUUGGGAGUUAAAAGACCCCCAGAGGAUAAAUUAAUGUCCAAGAAGACUUAUGCAUUCUUCUCCCACACAAUAAAGGCCCAGGAGGCCAAUAUGGGCUUAUUGGAUGAGAUUCUAAGACAGAGCUUACAUUCCGGUGUGAGGAGACAGGAAAUCCGACUUAUUGAUUAUGAAAAAAUGGUGGAUCAUAGAGGAAUUCGGGUAGUGGCGUUUGGACAGUGGGCUGGUGUGGCAGGGAUGAUCAACAUUUUACAUGGAAUGGGUUUAAGGCUCCUUGCUUUGGGACAUCAUACACCUUUUAUGCACAUUGGCAUGGCUCAUAACUAUAGGAACAGCAGUCAGGCUGUGCAAGCUGUCCGUGAUGCUGGCUAUGAAAUAUCUCUGGGUUUGAUGCCCAAGUCAAUAGGGCCCUUAACAUUUGUGUUCACAGGGACUGGCAAUGUAUCAAAGGGAGCCCAAGAAGUCUUCAAUGAACUACCCUGUGAAUAUGUGGAACCACAUGAAUUAAAAGAAGUUUCUAAAACUGGUGACCUGAGAAAAGUGUAUGGAACAGUGUUAAGUCGCCAUCAUCAUCUUGUCAGGAAAACAGAUGGUACAUAUGAUCCCGUAGAAUAUGACAAAUAUCCUGAGCGCUACAUAACUCGUUUUAAUACCGAUAUUGCACCCUAUACAACUUGUUUUAUUAAUGGAAUCUACUGGGAGCAAAACACCCCUCGUCUACUAACCCGCCAAGAUGCUCAAAGCCUCCUGGCUCCAGUCAAGUCUUCAGUUGUCGGUGUGGAAGGCUGCCCUGCAUUGCCACACAAACUUGUGGCAAUAUGUGACAUUUCAGCUGACACAGGAGGGUCUAUCGAGUUUAUGACCGAGUGUACAACAAUAGAGCGUCCUUUUUGCAUGUAUGAUGCAGACCAGCAUAUUAUUCAUGACAGUGUUGAAGGCUCUGGGAUUCUGAUGUGUUCCAUUGACAAUUUGCCAGCACAGCUUCCAAUUGAAGCUACAGAAUACUUUGGUGACAUGCUUUAUCCUUAUGUCGAAGAAAUGAUAUUAUCAGAUGCAACACAGCCUCUUGAAAGUCAGAAUUUUUCUCCUGUGGUGAGAGAUGCAGUGAUUACAUCCAACGGUACAUUGCCUGAUAAGUAUAAAUAUAUCCAGAAACUCCGAGAGAGCAGGGAACUUGCUCAGUCACUUUCAAUGACUACCAAGAAAAAGGUCUUGGUUCUUGGAAGUGGUUAUGUAUCUGAGCCUGUACUGGAAUAUCUGUCGAGAGAUGACAACAUAGAAAUAACAGUAGGCUCUGACAUAAAGAAUCAAAUUGAACAGUUAGGCAAGAAAUAUAACAUUAGUCCUGUUAUCAUGGACAUUGGUAAACAAGAAGAGAAAUUGGUCUCCUUGGUGGCAACACAAGAUCUUGUCAUCAGCUUGUUGCCUUAUGUAUUGCAUCCUCUUGUGGCCAAGGCAUGCAUCACAAGCAAAGUUAACAUGAUCACUGCAAGCUAUAUCACACCAGCACUAAAAGAAUUAGAGAAGAGUGUGAAAGAUGCUGGCAUCACAAUCAUUGGAGAAUUGGGAUUGGACCCUGGUCUUGAUCACAUGUUGGCAAUGGAAACAAUAGAUAAGGCCAAAGAAGUAGGAGCCACGAUUGAAUCUUAUAUUUCCUACUGUGGUGGGCUUCCAGCCCCUGAAUAUUCAGACAAUCCUCUGAGAUACAAGUUUAGCUGGAGUCCCACGGGAGUCUUGAUGAACAUAAUGCAGCCCGCCACCUACCUCCUCAAUGGCAAGGUUGUGAAUGUCAAAGGGGGCGUCUCCUUUCUCGAUGCGGUUACUCCCAUGGAUUAUUACCCCGGACUAAAUUUGGAAGGCUACCCUAACAGAGACAGCACCAAAUACGCUGAGGUUUAUGGCAUUCCCUCUGCUCACACGUUGUUGCGGGGUACACUGAGAUAUAAGGGAUAUGCCAAAGCCUUGAAUGGGUUUGUGAAAUUGGGUCUUAUAAACAGAGAUGCAUUUCCUGCCCUUAGACCUGAAGCCAAGCCUCUCACCUGGAAAGAGCUCCUCUGUGAUCUAGUUGGGAUUUCACCCUCCUCCAAGUCCGAUGUGCUCAAGGAAGCCGUCCUUAAGAAACUAGGAGGGGACAAUACCCAGCUGGAGGCUGCUGUAUGGUUGGGCUUGCUUGGGAAUGAUCAGGUCCCUCGGGCAGAGUCUGUUGUGGAAGCGCUCUCCAAGCAUUUAGCCACAAAACUUUCGUACGGUCCCGGAGAGAAAGAUAUGAUUGUGAUGAGAGACAGCUUUGGAAUCAGACAUCCUUCUGGACAUUUAGAAAGUAAAACUAUUAAUCUCGUGGUUUAUGGAGACACCAAAGGCUUUUCAGCCAUGGCUAAAACUGUGGGAUUACCCACCGCGAUGGCAGCCAAGAUGUUGCUUGAUGGUGAAAUUCAAGCUAAAGGCCUGAUUGGGCCCUUUUCAAAGGAGAUCUAUGGACCAAUAUUGGAGCGAAUUAAAGCAGAAGGCAUUAUCUAUACUACACAGAGCACAACCACACUUUAAUUGAGAAUUAUUUUGUUUUUACCUUCUCAGGCAACACAGCUCUGAGCAUUUGUGCAACAACCAUGUUUGCUACUGUGCUGUUUUAAACUACAAAACAUGAUAUGUUUUUGAAUAAGUCAUUACAGUGAUGUUUUUGAAAUAUAAAUGUCUAUUUUAAUAUGAAAACAUUUGAAACAGGAAAUGCCAGUGAUAGAGAACUUUAAUAAUUCUACUAUGUAUUUUUUCACAUGUAUGUAGAAGUGAUAAUGAGUUAUUAAUUUAUUGUGCAACUUUUUUCCUACAAGAAUAUAUUUUCCUAUACUCAGCAGAUGCAGUUUUAUCUUUUUAGAUAUAAAAAAGUUUCCUCAAUAACAUAGCAAUGCAAAGGAUCAUAAGAGACUACUACAAACAAUUAUAUGCCAAUACACUGGAAAACCUAAAAAAUGAAUCAGUUCCUAGAAACAUACAACCUUCCAAGACUGAAUCAUGAAGAAAUAGAAAAUAGACCAAUUAUAAGUAAUGACACUGAAUCAGUAAUUUAAAAACUCCCCAAAACAAAAAGUCCAGGACCAGAUGGCUUCACAGGUGAAUUCUACCAAACAUUUAUGAAGAGUUGACACUUACCUUUCUUAAAUUAUUCCCAAAAAAUUAGUGAGGAAGGAACACUUCCAAACUCCUAGGAAUAGAUUGAGAGUCUAGAAAUAACCCUCACAUUUAUGGUCAACUGAUUUUUUAAAAGGGCGCUAAGACAGUUUAAUAGAGGAAAAUAGUGUUUUCAACAAAUGGUGCUGGAACAGCUGGAUAUCCACAUGUGAAGGAAUUGGAAAUUGGACCCUUACCUCACAGUCAAAAUUAAUUCAAAGUGAACCAAAGGCCUAGUUACAAGGGCAAACACCAUAAAACUUUUAGAAAAAGUCAUAGGCAUAAAUAUUCAUGAUCUUGGAUUGGAUAAUGGUUUCUUAAGUAAAUGACACCGAAAGCAUGAGCAAUAAAAGGAAAAAAAUACAUAAAUUGAACAGCAUCAGAAUUAAAACUUUUCUGUUUCCAAGGAUACCAUCAAGAAAGCAAAAAAAAAAAAA
This is a messenger RNA of Pteropus alecto (black flying fox), 4078 nucleotides long. It is a transcript of the gene AASS, whose product is annotated as aminoadipate-semialdehyde synthase. Lineage: Eukaryota; Metazoa; Chordata; Mammalia; Chiroptera; Pteropodidae. Gene Ontology annotation, cellular component: cytoplasm. Bases 213 to 3020 code for a protein of 935 amino acids. The record is from RefSeq and is a predicted model, not a curated record. The transcript is spliced from 26 exons. Gene Ontology annotation, molecular function: saccharopine dehydrogenase activity.